AUGGCUUCGCUGCAGUCGGCGCCCCAGGUGGCGCCCGGCAACAUGUCCUUGCCGCCGAACCUGACCCAGCAGCAUAUCCAAGAGGCUAUUCAGAGAAUCAAGGACAUGCAAGCUGCGGGAGUUCCAACUGAUAGCCCUGAUUACAUCAAAUACCAAAACCUUCUUAUGGCCGUUCAGCGCCAGCAACAGUACCAAAAGCAAAAGCUUGCUGCGCAACGCCAACAACAGCAGCAACAGCAGCAGCAGAUGAACGGUGCUGCUUCAGCUGGUGAUGUAGCUCCCAAUGGUACUCACGGUCGUACGGUAUCUACCUCUUCCGCAACAGGCGGUACUCCUGACGCCAACGCUGCACGCAAGCCCGCCGCAGUUGGCAGCGGUACAUUUUCCCCCGAGCAAUUGGCUACCCUCCGCAAUCAGAUCUUUGCCUUCAAGAAGUUGUCAAAGAAUGAACUUAUUCCGCCUGCGCUACGUCAACAACUCUUCGCUGCCAAGAAAGUACAGACACCUACACCGACGGAAAAUGUCGCCGCUGCUGAGAAAACCGUCGAAGGUGCCGACAAGAGCACCCCUGACAAGGCUGGCGAACAGCCGAAUAAAGAGGUCCUUUCCAAGGAAUGGUACAGCAGCUAUGAGGUACCUGAGCGGGUUCUGAACAAGAUCUCUUACCGGGAUCAUGCCAUUCUCAAGAAGCGUGGACGUGUUCCCGCUUUCUCGACCCCCUUCCUCGAUCGCGUGUCCAUUGACGAAGACCGAGAAGUGGCUCGGUACAAUCGUAUGACUAGCCGCGCCAAAGCCAUCCAGGAACUUCCUGUCAACAUUGGCGUUUGGGAUACUAGCAAGGGUGACGCCCCCGCAAAUGAAUCUACAGCAAACACGAAACUUCUUAUCGAAUACAAGUCACUCAGUUUAUUCGAACGACAGCGAUUGCUUCGCGACAAACUGCGCCGGGCUAUCGCACACGACAGGAACCAAGUGAACACUGCUGCACAGCGUCGCAUGAAGAGGCCAUCUCUUCGUGAGGCACGGAUCACUGAAAAGCUUGAGGCGCAACAACGGUCCGCUCGUGAGUCUCGCGAGAAAGAAAAGCAAAAUGCCCAGUUGCAGGCUAUCCUCAACCAUCGCGCUGCACUCGCGCAGGCCACUGAAGCCAACAAGGCCCGUCUUGAUAAGAUGGGUCGUGCCAUGUACCAGCACCAUCAGUUCAUGGAGCGUGAAGAGCAAAAGCGUGUUGAGCGAACUGCUAAGCAGCGUCUGCAGGCUCUCAAGGCCAACGAUGAAGAGACCUACAUGAAACUACUCGGACAAGCUAAGAACUCGCGUCUUGACCACCUGGUUGGCCAAACCAACAAGUGGAUGCGUCAGCUCAAGGGUAGCGUUCGAGAGCAGCAGGGUCGGGCUAAGGCCGAUGAUGCUGAUGAUGACGGAUCUGGCGAUGAUGAGACCAACGACUAUUACGAGGUCGCUCACUCUGUGAAAGAGGAGGUCACCGAACAGCCCAAGAUUCUUGUUGGCGGCACUCUGAAGGAGUACCAGCUCAAGGGUCUCCAGUGGAUGAUCUCGCUCUACAACAACAACUUGAACGGUAUUCUGGCUGAUGAGAUGGGUCUCGGAAAAACCAUUCAGACCAUCAGUUUGAUCACGUACAUCAUCGAGAAGAAGCAGAACAAUGGUCCGUUUUUGGUCAUCGUGCCACUGAGUACGUUGACCAAUUGGAAUGUCGAGUUCGACAAAUGGGCCCCUGCGAUUCGCAAGGUUGUUUACAAGGGUCCUCCGAACGCACGAAAGCAGCAACAACAGGCCAUCCGCUGGGGUAACUUCCAGGUCUUGUUGACCACCUACGAAUACAUUAUCAAGGAUCGACCUCUUCUCAGCAAGAUCAAGUGGACUCACAUGAUUAUUGAUGAGGGUCACCGCAUGAAGAACGCCAAUUCCAAGCUGAGCACCUGCCUGGCACAGUACUACACCAGUCGUUUCCGUUUGAUUCUGACCGGUACGCCGCUGCAGAACAACUUGCCCGAGCUGUGGGCCCUGUUGAACUUUGUUCUACCGAAGAUUUUCAAGUCUGUGAAGUCGUUUGAUGAGUGGUUCAAUACACCGUUCGCAAACACUGGCGGCCAAGAUCGAAUUGAUCUUACCGAAGAAGAACAGCUGCUUGUCAUUCGCCGACUGCAUAAGGUUCUUCGUCCGUUCUUGCUUCGUCGCUUGAAGAAGGAUGUCGAGAAGGAUCUUCCUGAUAAACAGGAGCGCGUCGUCAAGUGUCGUUUCUCUGCUCUGCAGGCAAAAUUGUACAAGCAGCUUGUUACCCAUAACAAGAUGGUUGUUAGCGACGGGAAGGGCGGCAAGACUGGUAUGCGUGGUCUCAGCAACAUGCUGAUGCAGCUUCGAAAGUUGUGCAACCAUCCCUUUGUCUUCGAACCCGUUGAAGAUCAAAUGAACCCGAGUCGCAUGUCCAAUGACCUUCUUUGGCGAACGGCCGGAAAAUUCGAAUUGCUUGAUCGAAUUCUGCCCAAGUUCCGGGCCACUGGUCACAGAGUCCUUAUGUUCUUCCAAAUGACUCAGAUCAUGAACAUCAUGGAGGAUUUCCUUCGUCUUCGUGGCCUAAAGUACCUUCGUCUGGAUGGUGCUACCAAAUCUGAUGACCGAUCAGAGCUCUUGAAACUCUUCAACGCACCGAAUUCCGAAUACUUCUGCUUCCUUCUUUCGACACGUGCCGGUGGUCUGGGUCUGAACCUGCAGUCUGCAGAUACCGUCAUCAUUUAUGACUCGGAUUGGAAUCCUCACCAGGAUUUGCAGGCUCAAGAUCGUGCCCAUCGUAUUGGACAGAAGAACGAGGUUCGCAUCAUGCGAUUGAUCAGCUCUAACUCCGUCGAGGAGAAGAUCCUCGAACGUGCACAGUUCAAGCUCGACAUGGACGGCAAGGUUAUCCAAGCCGGAAAGUUCGAUAACAAGUCGACCAACGAGGAACGAGACGCCCUUCUUCGAACACUACUGGAGACAGCAGAAGCUGCCGACCAAAUCGGAGAGUCCGAUGAAAUGGACGACGAUGACUUGAACCAAAUGAUGGCUCGUUCCGAAAACGAGUUGGAAGUCUUCCAGAACAUUGAUAAGGAGCGGAUGGCGACCGAGCAAUACGGACCUGGCCACAAGUAUCCACGUCUAAUGUGUGAGGAAGAACUGCCGGACAUCUACAUGCAGGAAGACAAUCCUGUUACUGAGACAGUUGAGGCAGAAGUCUACGGCCGUGGCGCCCGUGAGCGCAAGGUCACUCGAUACGACGAUGGUCUGUCUGAGCUUCAAUUCUUGAGGGCAGUAGAUGCCAUGGAAGGCGGAGAAGAAGACGCGCCUACUCUGGAAGAAGUUGUCGAAGAGAACGCUCGUCGUGCGGCGGAGAAGGCGGCCAGAAAGGAGAAGCGAUCCAAGAGGGCAUCUGGUGUUGUCGAAUCGUCCCCUGACCCAUCAGUUGAUGAUGAGACUCCCAAGAAGAAGCGUCGUCGUAACCCUCCGCCUACUAAGCGUAAGGCCGAAGAGGUUGCCGAAGAGACCCCACAACCUAAGCGCAAGCGUGGACGCCAACCCAAGAUUCCCGACACAUUGAGCAGCGCCGACCGUGCUACUCUGAACCGCAUCGUGACCAGUGUCCUUCAGUCCCUGAAGGAGAUGGAGCAGGAGAUCCCGGCUGAAUCGUCGGACAGCGAAGAAGGCCCAAUGGUGCGGGCAAUCAUCGAUCCAUUCAUGAAACCGCCGCCGCGUUCGCAAUAUCCCGACUACUACAUGAUCAUCAAGAAUCCAAUUGCCGUCGACACGAUCGAGAAAAAGAUCAAGCGCGAUGAUUACCAGAGCCUUAAGGAGUUCCGGGAUGACAUUCAUUUGCUUUGCCAGAAUGCCAGGACGUACAACGAGGACGGCAGUCUUCUUUUCCAGGAUGCCAAUGAUAUCGAGGCCAAAUGCGUGGUGGAGUUGAAGAAAUUGACCGAGGGCCACCCGGAGUUUGCCAACUUUGACGAUCCUGGCUCUGUCGUCGGCGACGGGCAGUCUACAGGCGCCGAUACCCCUAUGACUGCCAGUACCCCUGGUCAGCCGAAAAUCAAGCUCACGUUCAACAACUCCAACUUUGACAGCGCCAGCACUCAGAACGGAACCGACCCUGGUGCCGAUGAAGUUUGA
Penicillium argentinense is the source of this 4164-nucleotide messenger RNA. RefSeq names its product putative RSC complex subunit (Sth1). The record is from RefSeq and is a predicted model, not a curated record. Gene Ontology annotation, cellular component: nucleus. Gene Ontology annotation, molecular function: histone binding; ATP binding; DNA binding. Gene Ontology annotation, biological process: positive regulation of transcription by RNA polymerase II. The coding region runs from base 1 to 4164 and encodes 1387 amino acids. NCBI's taxonomy places the organism in Eukaryota, Fungi, Ascomycota, Eurotiomycetes, Eurotiales, Aspergillaceae. The transcript has 4 exons.